Messenger RNA from Rosa rugosa (rugosa rose), 729 nucleotides. RefSeq lists its product as uncharacterized. NCBI's taxonomy places the organism in Eukaryota, Viridiplantae, Streptophyta, Magnoliopsida, Rosales, Rosaceae. The transcript is spliced from 2 exons. The record is from RefSeq and is a predicted model, not a curated record. Bases 1 to 729 code for a protein of 242 amino acids.
AUGGCCUCCUCCUCGUCUGUGUCACCCAAUAAGUGGACUUCCCAGACCCCCAACCCUGACAUAUCGGGGUUGAAAUGGACCAAGAAAAACUCACGUCACUCUCGCCAGUUGGGCAAUGAACCCCAACUCCCCAACCAUGACUCGGCAGCUGAGCUACCUGACCACAACUCCGACACUGGGGAAAACCUCAUUGACCAGAACGAAGUCUUGUCCGAACAGCCGCACCCCAAGAAACCAAAUUUGAAGGUUUACAUCCGGCUCAAGCUGGACAAAGACGACGCUCCUCAGGUGAAAAAAAAAGCAGAGGAUCAAAACCCUAAAUCUGAUGAUCCUGCUGUUGCUGCUUUGGCUGCUUUAUCUGCGGGGGAAGGAUUGGAGGAGAAGGGGAACAAAACAUGGAAUCUGAGGCCCAGGAAACCGGUGAAGAAGCCUAAUGGGGAGGCUAGUGCCAUGAAGACUGGUGCACCGGUGGGGCAGCAUAACGAAAUCCCGGAGCUGGGUCGGUCCAGAAUGGCUAGAGGUUGUCAAACGAAAAAACCUAAGGAGCCGAGGAUGGAGAUAUCGCUUACAUUGACCAAAGAGGAGAUUGAGGAGGAUCUUUUACUCUUGACAGGGAAGAAGCCGUCACGCCGGCCCAAGAGGAGGCCUAGGAGUCUGCAGAAGCAGCUGGAUAAUAUAACUCCAGGGAUGUAUCUGGAUAUGCUGUCGGCAGAAGCCUACCAGGUUUAA